Trichoplax adhaerens is the source of this 1206-nucleotide messenger RNA. RefSeq lists its product as uncharacterized. The record is from RefSeq and is a predicted model, not a curated record. The transcript has a single exon. Lineage: Eukaryota; Metazoa; Placozoa; Uniplacotomia; Trichoplacea; Trichoplacidae. Bases 1 to 1206 code for a protein of 401 amino acids.
AUGGCUUAUAAAAUGUCAUCCAAUGUUAGUAUCUUUGCGAGAUAUGAUGCAAAAAAGGAUCGAAAUAAGUCUUUAAUAGCAAGUGUUAAGGCGGGCACUGUAACAAAUAUUGAUUAUUCUAAUUACAGAAACUUUAGAGCCUGUAUCAAGGCUUGCGCGAUGCUCUACUUUCCUAAGCUAUUCAAAGAAGAAAAAGGUAAACGAAAAUGUAUUCUUAAAAGCGUACUUCGUGCCACCAUUAUAGAAAUUAAAAAUGAAGAUGGUUCUAAAAUAAAGAAACUCGAUUACGAUUAUAUUCAUAAUGCAAGGUGCAAUUCGGAUACUUCUGAUACAGUAGCGACAGUAAAGGACUUUUUGGAUUCUGUAUUAAAUUACGAGUUUCAAGGUGUAAUUUGCGGCAAUAAUAAAUUUACUGCUGCUAAUGCUAAGGAAUCAAGGGUUGAUUUUGUACCUUUCUAUCAUAUAUGCAGUAGAGAUAUCCACACUAAAUAUGUUAGUAAUUAUAACAAGGCUACCAAAAAAGCGUUGGAAAAAGUAUAUAGUGAUAAAAUAGGAAGGCCUGUUGAUUUAAAGAACUUUUCUUGCCCUUUUUCUCAAAGUAUCAAAGGUGAAGAUCAUAACUCUGAUCCAGAAGUAGAUCAUGUAUUACCUAAAACACAAAUUCAUGAGAAACUAUUGGCUUCUGUUUAUUUAUUAAAUAAACUAAGAUCAGUUUGUGGCGAUCAAGAAAAGAAGGACUAUGAUGAGUUUUUACUGUCUAAAAAUAAGUUUUACGUUUUAAAUCUAACAUUUAGAAGAGAUAAUAAAAGCAAAGUAUUUAUCUUUGCCACAAAAAUUCUCGCAGUGCAAGUACAAAAUGAUACCCGCAAUUUGAUGUUUAUGUGCAGUUUAUGUAAUGAGAGAAGGAAAAAAGGUGGAUGGAAGGACGAGUUAGUUGGAUUAUCUUCUUUUUAUCCUAUUAAAGACCUAAUAGAGACUACAUUGGGAAAGGCGGAUGUAUCGAGAAGGUUGAUUCUCGAAGAAGCUGUAGUCUUCAGAGAGAAAGUUGUUCGAACCUACACUAUAGAUGAAGAGAAAGUACAAGAUUUUAAGAAAUUCCGUAAUUAUCUCGGUGAAGUCAUUCAAAAGUAUCCUGAGUCAGUUAAAGAAAUUUCAAAAUUAGCGAUGGAUACCAUAACGCAAAAGAUAUCAGAGCUGGACCUUUAG